Arvicola amphibius (Eurasian water vole) is the source of this 1168-nucleotide messenger RNA. RefSeq names its product Src like adaptor 2 (gene Sla2). NCBI's taxonomy places the organism in Eukaryota, Metazoa, Chordata, Mammalia, Rodentia, Cricetidae. The record is from RefSeq and is a predicted model, not a curated record. The coding region runs from base 361 to 1149 and encodes 262 amino acids. Gene Ontology annotation, molecular function: protein binding. The transcript has 8 exons.
UCUGAGGAGCGACAUCUGUGUCUACAAGGGGCUCAGAUCCCUGGGCCUCACUCUCUGGCCCCACAGUGCUGGUUAGGACAGCCUGGUCUGGUUUCCCCGAGAAGCAAAGGGCGCCUGCCCCAGGAUUGUGGAAAUGGCUGUCCACUAACAAGACUAAGCUUACCCCAGCUUACUCCGAACACCUCUGGUGAUCCUCCAGGCUGAGAUCUGAGCGUGCUGGUAUCUACAAUGGCACCUAACUUAGUACCUGCAAAGGCCUGACCUGUCAGGCUGAAGUGAGAGUUGCUCAAGUACCCUCACCAAACUUCUGAUGACAAACCUGUCUCUUUCAGCAGUGUGCUCCUGAGAGUCUGCUGAGGAAUGAUGGGAAGUUGGCCCAGCAGAGGGAAAAGCCUUCCCACAAGCUCCAGCACCAUCUCCUCUGGUCCAGGCGAGGGACCUGUGUCCAUACAAGCAGAGAGAAGCAAGGUCACAGCGGUGGCCCUGGGCAGUUUUCCAGCAGGUGCACAGGCUGGACUGUCUCUGAGACUUGGGGAGCCGCUGACCAUCGUCUCUGAGGAUGGAGAUUGGUGGACAGUCAUAUCGGAAGUCUCGGGGAGAGAGUACCACAUCCCCAGUGUGUACGUGGCUAAAGUCUCCCAUGGGUGGCUGUAUGAGGGCCUGAGCAGGGAGAGAGCUGAGGAACUGCUCUUGUUGCCUGGGAACCCCGGAGGGGCCUUCCUCAUCCGAGAGAGCCAGAGCAGGAGAGGCUGCUAUUCCCUGUCCAUCCGACUCAGUCGCCCAGCAUCUUGGGACCGGAUCAGACACUACAGGAUACAGCGCCUUGACAACGGCUGGCUGUACAUCUCACCACGCCUCACCUUCCCCUCACUCCAGGCCCUGGUGGAUCAUUACUCAGAGCUGGCAGAUGACAUCUGCUGUGUGCUAAAGGAGCCCUGUGUCCUGCAGAAGCUUGGUCCACUACCUGGCAAAGAUAUACCUCUACCUGUGACCGUGCGGACGGCAUCACUCAACUGGAAGGAGCUGGACAGCAGCCUGUUGUUGGAAGCGCCUGCCAGCGGGGAGGCAUCUCUUCUUAGUGAAGGGCUCCGAGAAUCCCUCAGUUCCUACAUCAGCCUCACUGAGGAUAACUCCUUGGACGAUGCCUAGUCCAAACAGAAAGUAAAAG